Meloidogyne enterolobii is the source of this 580-nucleotide messenger RNA. The record is from the annotation of a GenBank genome assembly. Lineage: Eukaryota; Metazoa; Nematoda; Chromadorea; Rhabditida; Meloidogynidae.
AUGGCUAUUGCUCGUUAUUUAUUCAAGCUACUUUUUAAUUGUGCUUUUGAACAUUUUGAAAUUGAUAUGUUUUUAAUUAAUCCACAAAUGAUUGACUUAUUGUUUGAUGAAGCAACAACAAAUUUUCCUUUACAAAUACAUUCUCAAAAGACAGAACUAGAUUAUAUUUGGAAUACUGAUUCCUCAAACUUUAUUUGGAAACAUUUGUUUUCUAAUCAAUUAAAAUUUGAUAGGUUUGCCUGCUUUGGGAAAGAAAACAUGGCUGUUUUAUUGAAAAUUUUGACACAAGGAGGAAAUAAAAUUUUAAGCCUUACUUUGGAUAAAAUUCACACUAACCUCUACAAUUUGAUUAUAAAGGUUUGGACAUUUUUUUAAUUUUUCGAACUAGGGGGUUUAGGGGAAGAAAACCAAAAAUUGGCGCAAAAGUGUAAUUUUUAUCUAAAAAAUUUUUCGAUCAUAGUUCGCGAGGUUUUUCCUCGUAAAAUAGGAAUAGGGACACGUCGCUUAUUGCACCGGAAAAAUUUUUUUAGUUUGUUUUCAAUAAAAAUUAUCAGGGCUCAAAAUGGUCAGUUUAGUUGUG